This is a messenger RNA of Lytechinus variegatus (green sea urchin), 1558 nucleotides long. RefSeq names its product tripartite motif containing 13-like. The record is from RefSeq and is a predicted model, not a curated record. Gene Ontology annotation, cellular component: chromatin; nucleoplasm. NCBI's taxonomy places the organism in Eukaryota, Metazoa, Echinodermata, Echinoidea, Temnopleuroida, Toxopneustidae. Bases 52 to 612 code for a protein of 186 amino acids. Gene Ontology annotation, biological process: positive regulation of DNA-templated transcription. The transcript is spliced from 2 exons. Gene Ontology annotation, molecular function: protein binding; metal ion binding; ubiquitin-protein transferase activity.
CUAAUCGAACAUUCAUUAGUGAAAUCUUCACACCGGAACUCGCCAGAGACAAUGGACAAUCAUCAAGAUCUCAAAUCGAUGUACGUAAAGCUUGUAGAGAGCCUCAAGUGUGCUAUCUGCCAAGGAAUACUUAAAGACGCCAGGGAUCUAGAAUGUGGCCAUACAUUUUGCAACGCAUGCCUAGGAGAGCAUGUAGCUUUAGAAGGUUGGACAUCUAACAUCCAAUGCUCUGUCUGCAAGGAGAAGACACCUAUCCCUUCAGACGGUGUAAACGCUCUGAAACAGAACUACAGACUCAACUGUAUCCUGGAAGAACAGGCGUCCAUCUUUAAGAAAAUGAAAGCUCCGGACGUCCCCGUUGCUUCAACACCGGCAACACUGCAGAUCUUUGUGCGGGACCUCGAAGGCAAGGCGCAGUCCUUUCUAGUUCGUAAGUUGGACACGGUUGGCGCCCUCAAGCGACAGGUCGAGAAAAAAAUUGGAAUUCCACCCGAUGUUCAGCGUUUGUUUUUCCAGAGCAAACGGCUAGAAGGCUCGACCACUUUGGAAGAGUGUGGCAUAGAGCUACAUUCCUUCAUCGAGCUUGCCCUUCCUCUUAAAGGGGGAAAGUGAUCCUAUGAGCAAUGCAUAGGUCACUGGAUAGUCUAACGUAAAUCAUUAGGUAGACCUGAUUUUUUUUCUCAAUAUAAAAACUGUGAAUUUUCCUAUACCCACCAAUUUUUUUUUCUGUUAUACGCUGUCCCAUAAUAUUCCCCGUUAAAAAUCUGGAUCAAACUGGCGAAUAGCUGAAACUGUUAUAGCUGAGCCAGGGGCGGAUCAGAGGGGAAGGGCUGAGGGGGCCUUGUUAUAUUUCCCGACCAUUUUUUUUUCAUUUGCUUGUCAAUAUCAUUAUUUUUGUUAUUAUACCUUUUCUUCGGGGGGGGGGGACAAAUUGCCUCUGAGGUGGCUACCUUGGAACUUUUUUUCUCGGCAGAAAUUUUGUGUUAACCACUGCACACCUCCAGCCUUCAUUCCCUCUCCCCAUCCCGAUACCAGCCAAGUCUGCUUCCACCCUGGUCAGGAGUCUUUUUGGUCUCAAUACCAAGUCUUGUUAAUCAUGUUAAUGUCCGACUUGGAGGGGAAGGGGGGGGGGGUAUUCAGACAUGAUCAAGGAUGUUUCAGACUUGAGGGGACCUUUGAUGAUAUCGAGCAUGGUUGGUAGCAGACCCUACCCCAACCAACUAUACAGUGCAUCCCAUUAAAAAAGGAAACCCGUUUCAAGAGAUAGAUUUCACAAUUAUUAAAUGGGUUUUUACUGUAAAUUUGAUACUUUUUGCAAGAGUAGAAUCUCGAUCUUUUCUCAUUUUGAAACCAACAGUUAGCAAAAAUCGUUCACGCCUGGCAGAUUGCAAACAAUAAAACUUGAGGCAUAUCAGAAGCAAGUUGCACAAAAACUUAUAAUCUGAAUCCACUCUCAUUUCAGGGAUCAGUGAGAGAAGCUUGAAAAAAAGAGAAUAUAAAAGAGAUGCUAGUGAGCUAAUCGUCGACAUGGUCGAGUAUGCACAGUCGUAUCACGAAC